GAAGCGCAAGCCCCGGAGAGGACACACCCUGUGGUCUGUCUGUCCGGAGGACACCCAGGUCUCCUCCAUCCUCACAGCCUGGACUGCAGGGAGGAGAUGCCAUGGCCCCCACACUCCCUGCCUUGCUCUGCCUCGGGCUGAGUGUGGGCCUGAGGACCCAUGUGCAGGCUGGGACCCUCCCCAAACCCACCAUCUGGGCUGAGCCGGGCUCUGUGGUCCCCAGGGAUAGCUCCGUGACCAUCUGGUGUCAGGGGUCCCCGAGGGCCCAGGAGUUCCGUCUGGAUAAAGAGGGAAUCCCAGAUUUCUGGGACAGACAGAAACCCCUGGAGCCCGGGGACAAGGCCAAGUUCUCCAUCCACUACAUGGGACAGGUCUACGCAGGGAGCUAUUGGUGCUACUACAGAACCCCCACUGGCUGGUCAGAGCCCAGUGACCCCCUGGAGCUGGUGGUGACAGGAUCCUACAGCAAACCCAGCCUCUCAGCCCUGCCGAGCCCUGUGGUGACCUCGGGAGGGAACGUGACCCUCCAGUGUGCCUCCCGUCAGGGAUUUAACAGAUUCCUUCUGACCAAGGAAGGAGAAGACGAGUCCUCUCGGACCCUGGAUGGACAGCAAACCCCCGACAGGCAGACCCAGGCCCUGUUCCCCGUGGGCCCCGUGACUCCCGGGCACAGGUGGACGUUCAGAUGCUACAGCUUUUACAGGCACACCCCCAGGGUGUGGUCGGCCCCCAGCGACCCCCUGGAGCUCCUGGUCUCAGGGCUGUCUGGGAAGCCCUCCCUCCUGACCACGCAGGGCCCUGUCGUCACCUCUGGACAGAACCUGACCCUCCAGUGUCGCUCUGACAUCAGCUAUGCCAGAUUCGCUCUGUCCAAGGAGGGUGGACAGGACCUCCCCCAGCGCCCUGCCCGGAGGCCCCAGGAGGGGCUCUCUCAGGCCGACUUCCCCCUGGGCCCCGUGGGCACCAUCCACGGGGGCCGGUACAGAUGCUACGGUGGACACGGCCUCUCCUCCGAGUGGUCGGGGCCCAGUGAGCCCCUGGAGCUUCUGGUGGCAGGAGAGGAGCCAGCGGGACGGCUCAGAGACAGACCCUCCCUCUCGGUGCGGCCAGGCCCCUCUGUGGCCCCGGGGGAGACUGUGACCCUGCUGUGUCAGUCAGGAAACAGGACGGACACUUUCCUUCUGUCCAAGGAGGGGGCAGCCCAUCGCCCCCUGCGUCUGCGCUCCCAGGACCAAGACGGGCGGUACCAUGCCGAGUUCUCCUUGAGCCCUGUGACCUCAGCCCACGGGGGCACCUACAGGUGCUACCGCUCACUCAGCACAGACCCCUACCUGCUGUCACAGCCCAGUGAGCCCCUGGCGCUCGUGGUCUCAGGACUCUAUGGCAAACCCAGCCUCUCAGCCCUGCCGAGUCCUGUGGUGACCUCGGGAGGGAGCGUGACCCUCCAGUGUGCCUCCCGUCAGGGAUUUAACAUAUUCCUUCUGACCAAAGAAGGAGAAGACAAGUCCUCUUGGACCCUGGCUGGACAGCGAAGCCCAGAUGGGUGGACCCAGGUCCUGUUCCUUGUGGGCCCUGUGACCCCCGGACACGGGUGGAGGUUCAGAUGCUACGGCUUUAACAGGAUCACCCCCUGGGUGUGGUCGGCCCCCAGUGACCCCCUGGAGCUCCUGGUGGCAGGGACCCUCCGCAAACCCACCAUCUGGGCUGAGCCGGGCUCUGUGGUUCCCUUGGGGACCCCCGUGACCAUCUGGUGUCAGGGGACCCUGGAGGCCCAGGAGUUCCAUCUGGAUAAAGAGGGAACCUCAGUCCCCUGGGACAGACAGAAACCCCCGGGGCACGGGGACAAGGCCCAGCUGGCCAUCCCACAGAUGACGGAGCAGCACGCAGGGAGCUCUCAGUGCUACUUCAGAACCCCCACUGGCUGGUCAGAGCCCAGUGACCGCCUGGAGCUGGUGGUGACAGGAUCCUACAGCAAACCCAGCCUCUCAGCCCUGCCGAGCCCUGUGGUGACCUCGGGAGGCAGCGUGACCCUCCAGUGUGGCUCCCGUCAGGGAUUUAACAGAUUCCUUCUGACCAAGGAAGGAGAAGACGAGUCCCCUCGGACCCUGGAUGGACAGCGAACCCCCGACGGGCAGACCCAGGCCCUGUUCCCUGUGGGCCCCGUGACCCCCGGGCACAGGUGGACGUUCAGAUGCUACGGCUUUUACAGGGACACCCCCAGGGUGUGGUCGGCCCCCAGCAACCCCCUGGAGCUCCUGGUCCCAGGGCUGUCUGGGAAGCCCUCCCUCCUGACCCCGCAGGGCCCUGUCGUCACCUCUGGACAGAACCUGACCCUCCAGUGCCGCUCUGAUGUCAGCUACGCCAGAUUCGCUCUGUCCAAGGAGGAGGGACAGGACCUCCCCCAGCGCCCUGCCCAGAUGCCCCAGGAAGGGCUCUCUCAGGCCGACUUCCCCCUGGGCCCAGUUGGCACCGUCCAAGGGGGCCGAUACAGAUGCUACGGUGGACACGGCCUCUCCUCCGAGUGGUCGGCGCCCAGUGAGCCCUUGGAGCUGCUGGUGGCAGGAGAGGAGCCAGCGGGACGGCUCAGAGACAGGCCCUCCCUCUCGGUGCGGCCAGGCCCCUCGGUGGCCCCGGGGGAGAAUGUGACCCUGCUGUGUCAGUCAGGAGACAGGACGGACACCUUCCUUCUGUCCAAGGAGGGGGGAGCCAAUCGCCUCCUGCGUCUGCGCUCCCAGGACCAAGACGGGCGGUACCAGGCCGAGUUCUCCUUGAGCCCUGUGACCUCAGCCCACGGGGGCACCUACAGGUGCUACCGCUCACUCAGCACAGACCCCUACCUGCUGUCACAGCCCAGUGAGCCCCUGGCGCUCGUGGUCUCAGGCGUCUCUGGUGCCCCAGGCUUCACGUGGUACCUGAGUGUCCUCAUCGGGGUCUCGGUGACCUUCGUCCUGCUGCUCCUCAUCCUCCUCUUCCUCUUCCUCCGCCACCGGGGUCAGGACAGAUGCAAGAAGUCGUGGGCCGCAGAUCCAGGGCCCGAGGACAGGGGCCAGCAGAGCAGCUCCAGCCCAGCCACAGACGCCCAGGACCAGGCCAUCUGUGAGCAGGAGAGAUGGCAGCCCGCGGGGGGGCACAGAGACUUCUGGAGGCAGUGCAGGGGGGACACUCAGAAGGAUGCUGCCGUGAGCGACGCACACUCUGAGGUGGGGCUGCAGUUGGACCAUCGGGCUGCCACAUCUGAAGCCCCCCAGGACGUGACCUACGCCCAGCUGAACCACUCGACCGUCAGAAAGGGGACGGCUGCACCCCCGGCCCCCCCGUCAGGGGAGCCCCCAGCAGAGCCCAGUGAGUAUGCUGCUCUCGCUGUUCGCUAGCCCAGGAAGGACCCGACCCCAGGCUCCCGGGACCAGAUCUCAGACCCCAGGAGGCACGUGAGCUGCCAGCAGUGGACACCACCUAACCAACAGCAGCAGUACCUGGGCUCCUAACAGACCACCAGGAGCCCCUGGGACUCUUUCGGGUCAACUGGUUCUACCCUCAGAAACAGCAUCCUGGACCCCCGGUGGCCCAGCGGUUAAGAGUCUGCCAGCCAAUGCAGGGGACAUGGGUCUGAUCCAUUUGCUGCUGGACAGCUGAGCCUAGGGGCGCUGCAGCUGCCGAAGCCCUGGUGCCCAGAGCCAGUGUUCCUCGAGAGGAGCCAGUGCGUGAGCAGGCCGUGCACAGCCAGGCACCACCCUCCACUCGCUGCAACCAGAGAGAGCCCACGCGCAGCAGGGAAGACCCAGCACGGCCACAAAUAAACAGAUUACUAAAAAACUGAAA
Messenger RNA from Bubalus bubalis (water buffalo), 3819 nucleotides. Its product is annotated as leukocyte immunoglobulin-like receptor subfamily B member 3. Lineage: Eukaryota; Metazoa; Chordata; Mammalia; Artiodactyla; Bovidae. Gene Ontology annotation, biological process: cytokine-mediated signaling pathway. The coding region runs from base 102 to 3371 and encodes 1089 amino acids. The record is from RefSeq and is a predicted model, not a curated record. Gene Ontology annotation, molecular function: inhibitory MHC class I receptor activity. The transcript is spliced from 16 exons.